UUUCAGACUCUUCAAUUAUCGAUUUUUCAGUAUUCCAGUUAAGAAUAGAUAAAGAUAAUAUUAUUAUUGUAAUACGCAUAUUGAAAGGAGAAGGUAAACGCUACAUUUUAAGAGGGCCUAUUUCCCAAUCAAAAAGAAUAGCGCGUCCACUAUAGGGUUAAAAGUUUAAUUGAAAACUUAUCGGUACCUGUCUAUCAUAGCAAUAUAUACGCGUUGUCCGCGUUUAAAAGCACAUCGUGUGAGUUGAUCACACGUACGUUGGUCCGGGUACGAGCCGGCCGCGAAAGUCACGUUUACUCGCAAAUAUUUACACAAAUGGUACACAGUACCCAAACAUAACGCGGCAACGGCACUCUUGAUUUUUUUAAAACAAAUUAUCAUUUAUUCAAAGUACAAUUAUGUUACGUUUAAUUCAGAUAGUGCUCCUGUUUAUUUUCGCGUGGAAUCGGGUCGGCGAUGCAUCACGACAAAAGGUCCUCGUAACCGUAUAUUACGAGAGCAAGUGUCCGGACAGUAGAUACUUCGUAAGGGAUCAACUGCAGCCGGCUGUUAACUUGCUCCACAAAUAUAUAAGACUAAAACUUGUACCCUUUGGAAAAGCUCAUAGUAUAGACAGAGGUCGUAAUGGAUUCAAAUGUCAGCACGGGCCUUCAGAAUGUGCCGGUAAUAUGGUGCAGAGCUGCGCGUUGGAUCUCAUGCAGGAGCGAAACGACGUGGAAAAGGUUUCUUAUGUCAACUGCGAAAUGCAAACAGAAGCUGGAACUAGGAACGACAUGCGGUGCGUCGUCGAAGCAGGCCUGAGACCGUCUGAUGUGCAAGACUGUAUCAGGUCGAGAGGCAGAUCACUGCAACUCGAAGCUGAAUACCUGACCAAUCAGAUAAGGCCUAGAUUUAUACCAACUACUACUCUCAAUGGGGUAUUCAAACAAAUUGAUCAAGAUUCUUCAUUGAGAGACUUGACAGCAACGUUAUGCACAGUAAUCAGAGAAGGUCCUUGCGCGCACUACCAUUCAAUGUUACGCUACAUACUCCUUUAAACGAACAAUAAAUUUAUACAUUUUACCAAU
Helicoverpa zea (corn earworm) is the source of this 1067-nucleotide messenger RNA. RefSeq names its product gamma-interferon-inducible lysosomal thiol reductase-like. The transcript is spliced from 5 exons. Bases 399 to 1037 code for a protein of 212 amino acids. The record is from RefSeq and is a predicted model, not a curated record. NCBI's taxonomy places the organism in Eukaryota, Metazoa, Arthropoda, Insecta, Lepidoptera, Noctuidae. Gene Ontology annotation, molecular function: oxidoreductase activity, acting on a sulfur group of donors, disulfide as acceptor.